GCCGUCGUUGUAGCCUAGCGUCGUACUUGUUGCGUCAGUCCGUGACGUUGCACUACAGUCGCUGGUUACUUCGACACACACACACCACCACUCAUUCAGUUUUCUCUUGUUUUUUCGGUAAACGGUGCACCAAAAUUGUUAUUAAAAAGAAACGCGAAAAGGUUUUUUCUCAAAAUUUCUUCCCGGCCGAUUUUUCUCUCGAAAAACCGAAACGCGCCCCCUCGGACUAACAGCGAUAUAACAAGAUUAAAGGAUCGACAAUGGAUCUUAAAACGAACGUCGAACUACCAGUAACAGGAUGCAACAGUCGCAAAAAUCUGCACCACAUAACGAAUCAGUAAUAGUAAAAUAGUGAGAAAAAGAAGAAACAGUUCAAGUUUGAAAUAAUUUUUCAAGUGCGACCAGUGAGACAGAAUUUAAAGAGUAAAACAAAAAAAGUACAGUGACACCUACCGGUUGUUUUCGUUUUUUGUUUUUAAUUUCUUUUUCAUUUUCGUUUCGAGUGCAAUCCCCCUUAGUAAUACUUAAACCGAAUAAAAAAACCGGGCGAGCAACAAAAAUAGUAAAUAAUAAAAUAAAAGUUCUCUUGGUGUAAUGAUCGUUUGGAAGAAGCAAUGGGCCAAAGUAAUCUAUGUUUUUCGAUACACCCUUACGUCGUGGUCAGUGUUUUAAAGCUUACGACGCCUUGUAAAAAUGGCGGACUGUUCAUAUUCGCGAUGUAUCCAACAGAAAAGAAACAUUAGAAGGGAAUUACAACGAUGGACAAAAAAUAUGGUGUACAUAGUUGGGUUGGAAAGGAUAGCUGAAGAGCUGAUGGGUCGCAGGAAAUGGAAACUAUACCAAGAGUCUAUGUCAAGGAACUAUCUGCAGCCGCUAAACAACAACGUAAAGAGAGCGAACGAUACGGAUCCGGGUACAGCGAUCCUGCACCGAGACGCGUCCAGUCCAGACUCGAAGGACCUGGUGAAGGUCGCGAACAGCGUCCACAAGACGCCGGAAGACCAUCAAAUCGUUGCCGCCCCCGCUGCCGUUGUCUUCGCCACGCCGCCUACAGAGAACGGAACGUCGCGUUCUGGUGGCGAAAAUCCUACGGCAUCAUUACCAUUAGAAAACGGCGAUAUCUCAGCAUCCGACACCGGCACCUCCGCCAAAAUUACAGCGGAUAUCAUCAAAAAGGAGGAGCCGCUGUUAGAGGCGCCCUCCACAGAGGUUCCGCAGGACGCGGAAGACCAAAUAAAAGAUUGGUCGCCGCAGAGCAAGUGUUACUUCUGCGUCGACGGCAAACUGGAUAGUGAACAUAAUAAUCACGGGGGUUUGAGUCCCCGUCAUUCGGAUUCAGAUUCAAGCGAUAGUAGAAGCGACGCAGAACCGCCAACGUUGAGUCCAGCAGCGUUUCCAAAUAAUCGACAGCGUCACCACGGGUCCCAUAGGAACAUGACCAGCGUCGAACAGAAUAUGGCUGUAAUAGCGGCCGUCACAAACGCCAUAAAUUCCGGGUCGCCGAUGCCGCACCUAGCCCUUUACCCUCAGUUCUAUCCAUUCAUGGGUCAGAACGCGGCUUCGGCUGCCGACGGGGCCGAGGAAAAGACGGGCGAGGAGCCGCUGGAUCUCAGCUCGAAAUCGAGCAACAACGGGACGGACAAGAUGCGCAUCCUCGACCCGAAGCUCUUUAGUUUCGAUGCUCGGUCAAAGAGCAAGAUGCCUCCGGUAGUGGGCAGACGAACGUACACCGAGGACGAACUGCAGGCGGCUCUCAGAGACAUCCAGUCGGGAAAGCUGGGCACCAGGAGGGCGGCCGUCAUUUAUGGCAUCCCCCGCUCAACGCUCAGGAACAAGGUAUACAAAUUAGCGCUAGAGAGAGAGCGCGAGUCACAUCUCAACCCGGUCACAUUGAAGCUAGACGAAGACGAUCCGAUGGACGAGGACAAAGACCUGUCCGGGGCCGAGGAGGAGAAGGAGGUGGAGAAGGCCCUAAAGGGUCCGCUCAUCUCCAUCGAGGACAUCCUGCGACUAUCCAACCUCAACAGCACGGAGGCGCUUCAGAGGAACGUCGGACCCUACCUCCAAAAUCUCCUGCAGCAGGGCGUCGGAGGAGGUGGAGGUGGAGGAGUGGACCCGAAGCCGCAGAUCGAUCCGGACCCGAUCCUGCGAGAGGUCCUCCGGAAGAUCGUCGUCGAAGAGAAACUGCGGCCGCACCAUCACAACAACGGAGAUAGUGAGAAACUAACCCGACCGAGUCCGUCGAAUUCGGCCGGUUUGAGGCAAGAGAAAAGGUCUGAAUCUGACAUGGAAACAGAAGAGGUGCCGUCGAAUGUGAUACUAAAGAUUCCGUCCUUCAAGCCAACCACCACACCAAUCGCUCUGCCAAAGAACGGCUGCGAUAUCAUAAAAAACCCAAUGGAACAUGUCGGUGCUGUGAUCUCGCCGCCGGUUACAAGCAACGAGUCCGCAUCGCCGCCCAUUCAACCCAAGAUGUCGUUAAAAGAUGUUAAAGAUGCCAUCGCCAAAAGUAUAUGCGGCAAGUUCCAUCAGAGCCCCGAUCCAAGGUUUCCCAUUCCGGACCUUGACAUCAAACGAGGUUUUACCCCACCACUCGGAGGCCUUCCCAUUAUUCAAAAGCCACCGCAAGCUGAAAUCCCACCACGCCCUAGUUAUCAACCGCCCCCGGUACAGUCAUCUAAACCUCCGAACACCACGGCAAACACUGCCGCGGCAGCCGCAGGAGGGAAGGGCACUCGACCGAAACGCGGUAAAUACAGAAACUAUGACCGCGAUAGUUUGGUAGAAGCCGUCAGAGCUGUGCAAAGGGGUGAAAUGUCCGUACACAGAGCCGGUAGUUAUUACGGCGUUCCACAUUCGACACUCGAAUAUAAAGUGAAAGAGCGACAUCUAAUGCGUCCGAGGAAAAGGGAUCCCAAACCUAAUCCGGUUGACGAGAAAAUCGCUUCUCUCAAACAAAACGACCUCCGCAACGCAGAGAAAUUCAAACCAAAUCCACCACCACAUCUCAAAACCUUACAAAGGUUACCGCCGACAUCUCCUAACGGACGAAUGCCAAUCAUCGAUCCAAAUUGUCCAAUUCAGUAUCCACCUCCAUUCCCAUUUUGGCAUAAUUUCUCAACCUUUCCACCAGCAGCAGCUUUCCCAACAAACCCUGAACAGUACUAUGCCUCCCAGAUGAUGCAAAAGCUUCAAGAAGAAUCAUCUCGUACAACGCCUCAUACAAACAUAGUAAAUCCAAUACCUCCAGCAUUACCUAAAAAUACAAGACAAAUAGCCGAAUCCCUCCUGACCUCAGGAGCCAACGGAUCAUUCCUCGACGGCAUUAUCCGUUCUAGUUUAGAAUCUGGAGUACCAACAUCCAACGAUGACGACUCAAUAAAAGAAGAAACCACAAAACCAAUAGCACCAGAAAACAUGUCAAAUAAAGCCUUACUCGACCAACUGUGUCGAAAUAGUCGCUUAACCCCCUUACCGAAAAUGUCAGAACCGAGCAGUUCGUCAGGGGACGAAAGCUAUAGAAAAGGGACGAGUCCCCCGAACGCCUCGGACAACAACAAAGUCACCUCCCCUAAACGAAACGACGAGGUUCACACGAUAGAAUCGUCUAACGAUUCGAACGAUGCGUCGACGAACGAUAAAAAAGUAGAAGAACCACCACUGAAACCUCCUCAAGGGAGAAUAUACCUAAAAACGGAACUUGCUAACCCGGACAAUUUAAAGCCAGAAAUGUUGAUGCGAUUCCGCGACGUUCUUCACGACGUCGAUCGAAACGGGGUUGUGGAAACUAACGAUGGCCAAACGAUCCAGGACUGACCUUCACCAAUGCUUGGAGCACUGCUUAUGCCGCAGGUUACAAGUUCAAGAAUGUCCCAGAACGGAAGGGACCAGCGUUUGUUGUUGAUGUAACAAGAUAAAAACUCGAAAUUAACUAAAAAUUUAAAAGAAAUAUAAGAAAAUUUAUAGAUUGACAAAUUAUUUUUCGUUUAUUUCGAGUUUUUUUAAGAGCACCAGAAGGAAGAUGUUUGUUGAUAUUUAUUUAUUAAAUUCGUUUCUGUUAAUAAGCUCUUAGGGUUAGAAGAACGGUUAAAGUUGCAUUCUUACAUCAAAGCAGUGUCCGCGACAAUUAAUAAGACUAAAAAUAAAAGGAAAUUAAAUAAAUAUAAAUAAAUCAAAAAACAUGAACGAGACGUCUAAAAUCCAUAUAGCAUAGCAUAUAUAUCUUUCUCUCUGUAAUAAAUUAUUAGGUGUUUUUUGAAUUUUUCCACCGAUCUUAUUGGAAAUUUGACCGGUGGUCGGCUAAAAAAAGAAAUAUUAAAGUAAACAUGUAGAUAAUGGCAAAAACAAAUUCGUACUCUAUGUUCAUUGUUCGGUGUUUUUUCGGCGUAUAACUCUAAUGACAAAAAAAAAUUAUGAAAAACUGAAAAAACAAAGUAUAUCGGUGUACUUUCUAUAUGUGUCUUCAACGUUGCGUAUACCUCAAAACGUUUAUAAAUUAAAAAAAUUUCAUGUAUGUACCACGCAGAAAAAAAGUACGGAAAAGGUGAGGAGAGUCGUCUAACUUUUACGACCUCUAUAUGUCUUACCACAUACAUAAACACAUUAACACAUAAUUGACUGCUUUGAUGUUGAUAUAUCGAUGAUAAAAAAACCCUCGGGACGGACGUCCCGCAAUUGAUAAAAAAAAUUAUAUCUAUCUGUGAUUUAUUCAAAAUUUUUGAUGUAUAUUUUCUCUAAAAAGAAGAAUAUCUUAAAUAUUAUAAAUAUUAAAUUAAAUGAGAAAACAAUUAGGUGUAGUUAAUUGAUAUGGAAAUAUUUGAAUUUAAAUAAAAAAAAGAGCGGCCUGACGCGCCCUUGUUUUCAUAUGACAAAGUGCAAUUAGAUGGUAUAUACAUAUAUAUUUACAUCAAUAUUAAGUAGGAUAUAAGAUAUAUUUAAAAAAUAUAUUAUAUAUUUGAGAAUAAAUGGAAGCUAUUUUCGUUUGAGAGAUAAAAGAUUGACACUAACUACAGAUAGAGUUUAUGAUGACAAAACAACAGCAAACAAAUUCUUUCUUUGUAUUUAUUAAUUACGUAUUAACUAAAUUUUUUUUAAAUCUGACCGAAAUUAUUCAAAAUGUUGCGUAAAUUUUUAAAAAGCAGUCCAAAUUACAAAAGUAUACGAUAAAUCAAAAUUGAUACAAAAAUCUUUAUGUAUAACAAAUACAAUGAAAGAAUUUGCAAAAUAAAAUGCUUCUAAUCCCUCAACAAACAAAACUUCCGCAACAAAAAAAUUAAAUUGACAGGCUGCUACCGAUAACUUAACUACACAACAGACCAGAACCGGCUCGACACCGACAGUUUUAGGCCUAGCCAAAACGGCUGGGUCAUCACAACCAAAACCAAAUCUACAUAAAAAAAAAACUACCAGAUUCUACAGUAACACACACAUAUUUAUGUUGGACCAAUUGCAGUAUAUUGUACAUAUAUAUUAAAUGGUAUGCUUUUUUCAAAACAUAUCGUUUUGGGGUCGUUGCCAUAAAGGUAAAAAAAAAAUUAGGCGCGUAAACCCGGUGGCUACACCCCCAAAAACCAAAAAAAAAAAGAAACAUUCCAACCAUAUAUGUGCCAGAUUUUUUAUUCGCAAGAAUAGAAAAUACGAAAAUUAGCUGAUGAUGAUAAUGAUGAAAGAAA
Onthophagus taurus is the source of this 5672-nucleotide messenger RNA. It is a transcript of the gene Eip93F, whose product is annotated as Ecdysone-induced protein 93F. The record is from RefSeq and is a predicted model, not a curated record. Gene Ontology annotation, biological process: regulation of transcription by RNA polymerase II. Gene Ontology annotation, molecular function: DNA binding. NCBI's taxonomy places the organism in Eukaryota, Metazoa, Arthropoda, Insecta, Coleoptera, Scarabaeidae. Gene Ontology annotation, cellular component: nucleus.